AUGGGUAACAUUUUAACUUCUGCCAUUAACAAGCCCAUACCCGAGACCUCGUCGAGAUGUCUGACCGAGUGUGUCACUGCCGCCCACAACUUCGAGGUGGUUAAGUACUCGUUGCUGGAGGGCAUCGGUGCCGGCCAGUUUGUUUGGUCGAGCAAAUUCAGCGUCAGCGGCUACGACUGGAAAAUCAAGAUCUACCCUGACGGGGAAGCCAAGGAAAACAAAGCUGCCUACAUGUCGGCCUACUUGUGUUUCUGCAGUGGAGCAACAAGGGAUGUGAAGGUGAAGUUCACUUUUAGUUUAUUGGAGAAAGAUGGAAAAUCCAGUAAUUUAAAGGAUGGCACAUAUACCUUUUCAUCGGCAGGCACCGGUUGGGGCUGGACCAAGUUUAUUGACAAGUCCAAGCUGAAGGAACUGCUAUCCCGCAACGACGACUGCUUCACAAUCAGGUGUGUUUUGACCAUCAUAAAAGACCAUCACACGGAACAAGUUAACACAGUCACGGUCCCAGUCCCACAGUCAGACCUGCACACGCACUUUGCAAAAAUGUUGAAGGACGGAGAAGGCGUGGACGUGACAUUCAGUGUCGGCAACCAACGCUUCGGUGCACAUAGAUACGUGUUAGCCGCACGAUCAUCCGUCUUCAAAGCCAAGCUCUUUGAUCAAAUGAAGGAGACCACUACAAAACAUGUCAAGAUCAAUGGCAUGGAGCCUGCCAUCUUCGAUGCACUUCUUUACUUCAUAUACACAGAUUCCCUGCCAAGCAAUUUCGAUGCUGAUCAAAAUGUGGCAUUGCAGCACUUGUUUGUCGCUGCAGAUCGGUAUGGACUCGACAGGCUAAAGGCUAUUUGUGAAGAGAAGCUCUGCCAGAAAUUUGAUGUGCAAACAGUUGCAACCACACUUGCUUUAGCAGAGCAGCACCAUUCCUUGCAACUCAAAAAAGCUUGUCUUGGAUACCUGUCUUUGCAGGACGUGCUUCGAGCUGUCAAGAAGACGGAUGGAUUCGAGCACCUCACAACCAGCUGCCCAUCGAUUAUGAUGGACAUAUUAGACAAGGUCGCCCCAACAUCACAAGUAUGAGCAGUACAGCUCAGAAUUUAGAUUCAAGUAUGCAGUUCUAGUCGUACCCAUCGAUUUUUUAUCAUCUGCCUGGUGUGUCCAUUGGAAGACUGAACUUCUCUUCGGGAAUGUGUGCUUUGUGCUCUGAACUUAUUGGUGUUAAAAAUUCUAAGGAAAUUCACAUGGUUCUUUCUUUC
Molecule: messenger RNA, 1253 nt
Organism: Hordeum vulgare subsp. vulgare (domesticated barley)
Lineage: Eukaryota; Viridiplantae; Streptophyta; Magnoliopsida; Poales; Poaceae
Product: BTB/POZ and MATH domain-containing protein 2-like
Exons: 1
Coding region: 1-1077 (358 amino acids)
Biological process (GO): protein ubiquitination
Molecular function (GO): protein binding
Source: RefSeq, a predicted model, not a curated record